CAAGCUAAACCGAAAACCAAAGAGCGGGCCGCGUCGGAGAGUGAGGCGCCGACGACAAGCUUCGAAAAUGGAGGAACUCUCGCGUAGAGUUCGUCCGGGGAGAUUUGGGUUUGCACUGAAUUGCCCGAAGUUUUCGGACCGGGUACUGCGCAUAGAGGUGGUCGGCUCGGUCGCCAGCGACGCCGCUUCUGUCGCCGGCGAUGCUUCCUCAAGUUCCAGGGGACACUCGGAUGAGUCGGCGCGCCCCUUGAAGCGCAGCCGUGACGAGUUCCCCGCCGCCGUAUCUCCUCCGCCAAUCCCCAACCGCGCAGUUAAUGAAUCACCACAUGACGACUCUUUAGGCACCCUUCCUCCAAUUGUUAGGCUAAAGAAAAUACAUGUAUCUUCAGUAAUACUUGCCGGAAGCAGUGAUUACUUCAAGAAGUUAUUCACGAAUGGCAUGCUAGAGUCCACACAAAAAGAAGUCACACUUAGGAUCAGGGAAGCAGAAGAGAUGCCACUGCAGCACCUUUUAAGCUUCAUGUACGGAGAAGAAAUAUUAACAACUGAUCCUGCCCAUAUUAUUGGCAUUCUGAUGGUCGCUGACAAGUACCAGGUCCUAAGCUGUGUAACUCAUUGCUCCGAAUUGCUCACAACAUGCCCUAUAUCCACAGAAGUUGCUCUGUUAUACCUCAACCUUGAUUGCUCUAUCCCAACUGCGCUUGAGCCUGCAAAAGAUGCAGCCAAAAAGUUUCUAUGCAACAAGUAUCAGGACUUCUUGAGGUUUGAACAUGAGAUCAUGGACAUUGGCCCAUCAGGACUUGCAGCAAUUCUUUCGAGCAGCGACCUCAAGGUCCCUUCAGAAGAUUACUUAUUCGACUUCAUAGUCAAUUGGGGUCGCAUCCAAUACCCUGACCGAGGGGAGAGGCGUACUGUGUUCAGCUCCUUGCUUCCGCUGAUCCGUUACAGCCAUCUUUCAUGUGGCAAGCUUAGCAAAAUCAUGAAGUGCCAAGAUAUAGAUCUGAAUGUGGCAAGGCUUCCACUCGUUCGGGCAUUGUUCUUCAAAAGUGACCCCGUAAGCAGACAGCAUCUCAUUGAUGGGCCAGAGCCUUGGAGCUAUGAACAGCGGGCGUAUCUGUAUAGACCUCUGGAAGUGAUGCAGUUACAUCGUCCCGUGAAGCAGUGUAUGGUCUACAUGGAUCUAAACACUGACGACUGCUCCAAAAUGUUCCCCACCGGAUCUAUAUUGUCAGAGGCGUUUCACUUUGCAAAGAGUGACUUCUUUCUAACAGCAGGCUGUAUUGUUCAGCAGCCAGGUCCUCUGCACAGCUUUGGGCUAUUCCUAGGGGUGACAGGUGAUUGCCCGUUGCCCGUUACAGUAAAGUACGAGUUCUCUGCAAGGGCAAAGCCUUCUGGAGACUUUAUUGUCAAGUGGAGUUACACACACACCUUCACCCAAGCUGAUGUUCGAAUGGGGAGGCGAAAUCUCUUCUCCAUGCCAUGGGCCGCGUUUGUGGACUAUGACAACAAUCCGUGGUUCAUUGGUGGAGUUAUGUACCUUAGGGCCAUCUUAACCCUAGUGAUAGAGUAGCCCUUGGUUUGUAGAGAUGUUUGAGUCAUGAUUGGCUGACUUUGCUUUGGGUAAAACUGCCUUGUCCUCGGUUUAUAUUUUUGCGGUAGCGAGUUACUUGUGGGAAUGUGAAUCUGUAAAGAUUGGGGUCUUCUGUUGAUACUUGACACAUGGGUGUUGAUACUUGACAUAUGGGUGCUCAACCCUGUGAAUUUUUGGUCAGUUACAAAGAGUAAACAGUUCAGUUCUGCUUCAGCUCAAGGGUGAUUUCUUUCAGAUUUUAGUGCAGUAUAAUGUUGCAUCUUCAUCUUGCUAUUAUGUUCCGGGAUUACACAUAGUUAGCAGUUCUGCUGAGUUCUGAGGCUUGUAAAAUACACUCAUAUGGCAGAUCAGUUGGUUCCCUGAAAUUUUAA
Messenger RNA from Brachypodium distachyon (stiff brome), 1962 nucleotides. Its product is annotated as BTB/POZ domain-containing protein POB1. Gene Ontology annotation, cellular component: nucleus. The transcript is spliced from 5 exons. Gene Ontology annotation, biological process: response to red light. The record is from RefSeq and is a predicted model, not a curated record. Bases 68 to 1570 code for a protein of 500 amino acids. NCBI's taxonomy places the organism in Eukaryota, Viridiplantae, Streptophyta, Magnoliopsida, Poales, Poaceae. Gene Ontology annotation, molecular function: protein binding.